CCGCUGCAGUUUGCAUUUCGCUCGCGCUCAGAGGAGGAACAGGAGAGAGGGAGAGGAUCUGCCCUUCUUCUUCUUCUUUCUCGUAUUCUUGUUCUUUAUUGCGGACACUUUCAUCUUUUUCUUUUUCUUCUUCUUCCAUAUCGGAUCAUUUGUUUCUUCUUCUUCUGUUUUUUUUCUCUCGUUACGGACUCACGCGCGUUAACAGGAGACACCGGAGAAAGAAACGGAGCGGAGCUAACACCAACAGAGAGAGAGAGAGAGAGAGAGAGAGAGGAGUGUUUCAGUGUGUGUGUAUAUGUGUAAGUGUGUGUAUAUGAGUGUGUAAGCGGAUCGGUGUGUAUCUGGAGUCUGCACCGGUGGGAUGUCGGUGGUGGUCUUUGCGCUCGUGACUCGUUAAUGGGACCGGAACUUGAACAUCAGUCUUCAUCAUCUUCAUCACCAACAUCAGCAUCAUCAUCACCGUCCACGCGCACAAGGAACAAACUGAGACUCGGUGCCUGGGAUGAACCUCAGCGUGGGCGGACGUAUUAAGUGAACCUCCACUUACCGCCACUUCGCCUGCUUCGAAUUCACCCUAUUUCCUUCCCUAGAACCACUUUAGGACGUAAAAAAAAGCCAAAAGACUCCGAGCAGGACGUCGGCGAGAGCGGACAGGAUGUGGGACGGUUUGAGAGUUCAGGUGUUCUUCUUGUGUUUAAUAGCGAUGUUAUGGAUUACAGCAGCGUCUCGAGGCCCUCAGGAACACGGACAUCGCCGCCGCCUGGCCUCCUACAGACACAGAGAGAGACGGAAGGACGGACACGUGCUCCAUCGCUCUAAACGAGGAUGGGUUUGGAAUCAGUUCUUCGUCAUCGAGGAGUACACGGGACCGGAUCCUGUCCUCGUAGGUCGGCUUCACUCCGACGUGGACACGGGGGAUGGCAACAUCAAAUACAUCCUCUCAGGUGAAGGCGCAGGAACUAUCUUCGUCAUCGAUGAUAAAACAGGCAACAUCCAUGCAACAAAGACGCUGGACCGUGAAGAACAAGCCGAGUACACGCUCACCGCGCAGGCCGUGGCCCGAGACACCAACAAACCUCUGGAGCCUCCGUCCGAAUUCAUCGUCAAGGUCCAGGACAUCAACGACAACCCGCCAGAGUUCCUGCAUGGACCCUACUACGCUCGCGUGGCUGAGAUGUCCAACGUCGGUACCUCAGUGAUUCAGGUCACGGCUACAGACGCAGACGAUCCGACGUACGGGAACAGCGCCCGGCUCGUCUACAGCAUCCUGCAGGGACAACCCUACUUCUCUGUGGAACCUCACACAGGGAUUAUCCGCACUGCUCUGCCCAACAUGGACCGCGAGGCUAAGCAGGAGUACGAUGUGGUGAUUCAGGCAAAGGACAUGGGGGGACACAUGGGCGGACUCUCAGGGACGACGCAGGUGAAGAUCACGCUAACGGACGUCAACGACAAUCCGCCCAAAUUCGCACAAGGUGUGUAUUCGAUGUCAGUGACGGAGGAUAAAGUGCCCGGAGAGGAAGUGGGCCGUCUGAAGGCCAGAGAUCCGGAUAUGGGAGAGAAUGGUCUGGUGGAGUACACGCUGCUGGACGGAGACGGGAUGAACACGUUCGAGAUCAGCAAAGACUCCGAGACUCAGGAGGCCGUGAUCAAACUGAAGAAGCACGUGGACUUCGAGACCAAGCGGUCAUACACGCUGAAGGUGGAGGCAACUAACCCGCUCGUGGACCCUCGCUUCAUCAGCUGGGGGCCGUAUAAAGACACGACUGUGGUGAAAAUCUCGGUGGAGGACGCGGACGAGCCGCCAACCUUCAUGGCUCCCAGUUACAGCUUCGAGGUGGAGGAGAACGCGCCGGGGGGAACCGUGGUGGGGCGCGUACACGCCAAGGACACGGAUAUCGCUAACAAUGCUGUCAGAUAUUUAAUCCCUCGCUACACAGAUCUGGAGGAGUUUUUCUCCAUUAACCCUGACGACGGCAUCAUCAAAACCACGAGGCCCCUGGACCGGGAGACUCAGGCUUGGCACAACAUCUCCGUCAGCGCUACAGAGACGGGUGGUCAUCACCAGGAUGCUAAGGUCCGAGUGAACAUUAAAGUGAAGGAUGUGAAUGAUAACGCUCCGGAGUUCGCCACUCAGGACGAAGUGCUCAUGUGUGAAAACGUGGCUCCUGGAACGGCCAUAAAGACGGUCAGCGCGGUGGAUAAAGACGAGAUGGCGCACCGGCAGCAUUUCCACUUCAGUCUCUCUCCUAAAGUGGCCAAUAACCACAACUUCUCUCUGAAGGACAACAGAGACAGUACAGCUACAGUGGUGGUGAUCCGGAAGAGUUUCAGCAGGAUGACGCAGGACGUUUACGCUCUGCCCAUCGAGAUCAGCGAUAACGGCGUCCCUCCCCUCAGCAGCACCAACACGCUCCUGAUCCGAGUCUGCAGCUGCGACGCCAAACACACCAUCCUGUCCUGUAAUGUGGAGCCGCAGUUCCUGCCGGCGGGCCUCAGCCCCGGAGCGCUCAUCGCCAUCCUGGCCUGCAUUGUCAUCCUGCUCGCGAUCGUGGUUCUCUUCGUGGCUCUGCGCCGGCAGAAGAAGGAGCCUCUGAUCGUAUUCGAGGAGGAGGACAUCCGCGAGAACAUCAUCACGUACGACGACGAGGGCGGCGGUGAGGAGGACACGGAGGCGUUCGACAUUGCCACGCUGCAGAACCCCGACGGCAUCAACGGCUUCCUGCCUCGCAAAGACAUCAAACCCGAGCUGAGCUACAGCGUCCGCGCCGGACUCAGACCCGGCGGCAACGGCGUCGACGUGGACGAGUUCAUUAAGACGCGAGUGUGCGAUGCCGACAACGACCCAACGGCGCCUCCGUACGACUCCAUCCAGGUGUACGGCUACGAGGGGCGGGGCUCCAUCGCCGGCUCUCUGAGCUCGCUGGAAUCGGUGACCACAGAUUCGGACCUGGACUACGACUACCUCCAGAACUGGGGGCCGCGUUUCAAAAAACUGGCCGAUCUGUACGGCACCAAAGACUCGGCGGCCGAAGACAACUCUUAACGACAGAUCACGCUCGUCUUCGCAAAAAAAAAUAAACAACAAACAACCCAACCCCGCCCACUCGAAACCCCUCCCCCUCCCCUCCCUUUUCCAUCACUUCCACUAACGACGUGUGCUGUGUGACGUUUACUAUAAGCAAUUCCACAACUUUCAUCUAUUUAGGUCGUUUUUUGUUCCUGUAUACGUCGAGUAUACUACUAGGAAUCUUUUACGUAGGCGUGAUCGGAACAGAUGGAGCAGAUUUAAAAAAAAAUGCGAAAAAAAAAUAAUAAAAGCAAUUCAAAUACAUAUAUAUUAAAAAAAAACAACAACAACAAAAAACAAAAACAAAAAAUAAACACCUCUGACACGGGACGUAGGGAAAAGCUAAAGCAGCGUGCGAGGGAUGCGACGGAUUCGACGCUGAUGGCUGAUACUGUGAACGAGCUCACGCCCGAGAGAGAAAAUAAACAGUUGCCUUAUUCACACAACACACAGAAAAACGUCAGCGAUCUGAGACGUGUCCCUCAUCCACAGCGCCUCCAUCAGGACAUCGGAGGAACGGCCCAAAACUCCAUUUAUUUUUUAUGAUUAUUAAUAUUAUUAUUAUUAUUUUAUUUUUUACAUUUUUGCAUUAUUUUUACUUCCAUCUGUAUUAUUAUCUCUUACACAGAAAUGAGGAAUAAAAACAUACGAAUAAUAAAAAACAAAAAAAUCUCCCUGAUGAAGGACAGUCACGCAGAAAGACACGUGAGCUCGGAAAAAAAACGCCUUAAAUCACGGACACUCUGCAGCCCAGUGCAUUUCUUUUAUAAAAUCCAAAACUAUAUCCUAAAACCAACUAAAACCCAUAUAACCUGUGUACAGUACCAGUGUGC
Molecule: messenger RNA, 3903 nt
Organism: Hemibagrus wyckioides
Lineage: Eukaryota; Metazoa; Chordata; Actinopteri; Siluriformes; Bagridae
Gene: cdh11
Product: cadherin 11, type 2, OB-cadherin (osteoblast)
Exons: 12
Coding region: 656-3046 (796 amino acids)
Biological process (GO): calcium-dependent cell-cell adhesion; adherens junction organization; multicellular organism development
Cellular component (GO): adherens junction; plasma membrane; catenin complex
Molecular function (GO): cadherin binding; calcium ion binding
Source: RefSeq, a predicted model, not a curated record